AUGUCUCUUUCUAAGAAGUUGACUUUGGACAAAGUAGAUGUUAAAGGAAAGCGAGUCAUCAUGAGAGUAGACUACAACGUUCCCAUGAAGAAGAACCAGAUCACAAACAAUCAGAGAAUCAAGGCUUCCAUCCCAAGCAUCAAGUACUGCCUGGAUAACGGAGCCAAGGCGGUGAUUCUUAUGAGUCAUCUCGGCCGGCCUGACGGUAUUCCAAUGCCUGACAAAUACUCUUUAGAGCCGGUUGCUAGUGAGCUCAAAUCCUUGCUGGGCAAAGACGUUCUGUUCCUGAAAGACUGUGUAGGUUCCGAAGUGGAGAAAGCCUGUGCCAACCCAGCUCCUGGUUCAGUCAUCUUGCUGGAGAAUCUGCGCUUUCAUGUGGAGGAGGAAGGGAAAGGCCAGGAUGCUUCUGGGAAGAAGCUGAAAGCUGAACCACAUGAAAUAGAAGCUUUUCGGGCAUCACUCUCCAAACUAGGUGAUGUCUAUGUCAAUGAUGCUUUUGGCACUGCGCACCGGGCGCACAGUUCCAUGGUGGGAGUGAAUCUACCUCAGAAGGCAUCUGGAUUCCUGAUGAAAAAGGAGCUAGAGUACUUUGCCAAAGCCUUGGAGAACCCAGAGAGACCUUUUCUGGCGAUACUUGGUGGGGCCAAAGUGGCAGACAAGAUACAACUCAUCAAAAAUAUGCUGGACAAGGUCAAUGAGAUGAUUAUUGGUGGUGGAAUGGCUUUCACCUUCCUGAAGGUACUCAACAACAUGGAGAUUGGUGCUUCCCUGUUUGACGAAGAAGGAGCCAAGAUUGUCAAAGAUAUCAUGGCCAAAGCAGAUAAAAAUGGUGUAAAGAUUACCUUUCCUGUUGACUUUGUCACUGCUGAUAAGUUUGAUGAAAAUGCUAAUGUUGGGCAAGCCACUGUGGCAUCUGGCAUACCUUCUGGUUGGAUGGCUUUGGACUGUGGUCCUGAGAGCAGUAAGAGGUUUGCUCAAGUGGUGGCCCAAGCAAAGUUAAUUGUUUGGAAUGGACCAGUAGGAGUAUUUGAAUGGGACUCCUUUGCUACUGGAACCAAAGCCCUCAUGGAUGAAAUUGUAAAAGCCACGUCCAAGGGCUGCAUCACUGUUAUAGGGGGUGGAGAUACUGCUACUUGUUGUGCCAAAUGGAACACUGAAGAUAAAGUCAGCCAUGUGAGCACUGGAGGGGGUGCCAGUCUAGAGCUUCUGGAAGGUAAAAUCCUUCCUGGAGUAGAGGCCCUCAGCAACUUAUAG
Lepus europaeus (European hare) is the source of this 1254-nucleotide messenger RNA. RefSeq names its product phosphoglycerate kinase 2 (gene PGK2). Lineage: Eukaryota; Metazoa; Chordata; Mammalia; Lagomorpha; Leporidae. The transcript has a single exon. Gene Ontology annotation, molecular function: ATP binding; ADP binding; phosphoglycerate kinase activity. Gene Ontology annotation, biological process: glycolytic process; gluconeogenesis. Bases 1 to 1254 code for a protein of 417 amino acids. Gene Ontology annotation, cellular component: extracellular exosome; sperm fibrous sheath; cytosol. The record is from RefSeq and is a predicted model, not a curated record.